AUGCAGAGAGGGGGCGCGUGCAGCUUUAGCUUUGGCUGUCAGAUCCGGACGCUCGAGCCGGUACCCACCGAGAAAGACCGUGCGCUGUUUUUCCUCGGGACGAGCGCCUUGAACCAGUCGAAUAACAUUCAUGUCGUGGAAGUGACGGACAACGGAAGUACUGUGGGCACGCGACAGGUGCUGCGUCACCCUGGGGAAGUGCUCGCGCUCGUCCCGAAUCCUCAAGACCGCCAGCUGCUGCUCACGUGCAGCAAAGCACGAGGCCAACCGGCUCAAGUUUUGCUCUGGAGACUGCCGGACGAAGAGACGAGUGGAGAAGGGGACCUUGAAGAAGCUGAAGCUCGUGCUAGUGCUCCUACUGCUACUUCUGGUAAGGCGCAAGAGAUGGAGCAGCUCGCGGCAUUUCCAGUUCAGAGACUGCCGGUGUCCGAGUACGAGCGAUCGACGACAGUCGCGUGGGAGACUACAACGGACACGCCAACGGUAGCGUCGGCGCAUGAGACGCUGCUACGCACGUGGCGCGUCAGUGGGAGCUCAGUGGACGCGUUGGAUCGACUGGAGCUGGACGGAUCGAUGCUGGGUGGAUCGACAAAGCGAGCGGCUAGCGCGCUGGCGUGGGAUCCGCAUCACGCUUUGCAGCUGACUUUUGCUCUUGGCGGUAGUGUGCGGACGUGGGAUGUCCGUGCCAAGAAGGACAGCGUGCGUGUCCAAGAUGCACACCCGAGCGCAACGCUGGCACUUGAUUUCAACCCGAACAAGCCCUACGCUCUCGCUACUGGUGGCGACGACGGCAAACUCAAGUUCUGGGACUUGCGCUAUGCGCGCAAGCCAGUGUUGACGCUGAAUGCACACUCGCACUGGGUCUGGAGCACGCGCUAUCACCCGCAAUAUGACCAGCUCGUGCUCUCAGGAAGCUCCGAUGCGACGGUGGCGCUGUGGCGAGUAUCUUCCGUCUCGUCGUUGCCGCUUGUCGAGCUGGACGACCGUGACCUCAUGGACGAAACGGCCGGCGGGGCUCCUGUUGUGGAUACGCUGAUUCGACGAGUGGAAGACCACGAAGAUGCCGUGUACGCAGCGCGGUGGGCUGCGGGAGGAGAUGCGUGGCUGUUCGCUUCCGUGUCGUACGAUGGCCGUCUUGCUAUCAACCACGUGCCGUCCACGGAGAAGUACAAGAUUCUGCUCUAG
This is a messenger RNA of Hyaloperonospora brassicae, 1185 nucleotides long. The record is from the annotation of a GenBank genome assembly. Lineage: Eukaryota; Oomycota; Peronosporomycetes; Peronosporales; Peronosporaceae.